ACUCCUCUCUUCCUCCUCAAUAGAGCCUCACCAUCUCCCUCCACCUACUCUCUCUGCAAACAGAGAGACAACAACACUAAAUCAAAAAACUAAACUUUACUUUCUUUAAGCAAUGGCUCUUUCACAAACAACUCUCUCUUCCAAGUCUCUCUACGCCAAUGCUCACUCUCUGUCACCCAAGCCCCACCAACCUUCUUUCUCUCUUCUUCCCUCCAACUCCAAGCCCAAGUCUUUGCAGCCAAUCACAGCCGUCCAUGCGGCGGAACCAACCAACAACAAGGUUGCUGUGAAAGAAUCAGCACCUGCCGCCGUUCCGGGGUCUGGGAAAUGGACAGUGGAAAGCUGGAAGAACAAGAAGGCAUUGCAGCUUCCGGAGUACCCGAGUAAGGAGGAAUUGGAGGCUGUUUUGAAUACUUUGGAAGCUUUUCCUCCCCUUGUUUUUGCUGGAGAAGCGAGGAAUUUGGAGGAGAAGCUUGGAGAAGCUGCCAUGGGAAAUGCUUUCUUGCUUCAGGGUGGUGACUGUGCUGAGAGUUUCAAGGAGUUCCAUGCCAAUAAUAUUAGAGACACUUUCAGGAUCUUGUUGCAGAUGGGUGCUGUGCUUAUGUUUGGUGGGCAAGUGCCAGUGAUUAAGGUGGGAAGAAUGGCGGGUCAAUUCGCAAAGCCAAGAUCAGAUCCAUUCGAGGAGAUAAAUGGAGUGAAGUUGCCGAGUUACAAGGGAGACAACAUAAAUGGUGAUGCUUUUGAUGAGAAAUCAAGAAUUCCAGAUCCUAACAGGAUGAUUAGAGCUUACUGCCAAGCUGCAGCCACUCUUAACCUUCUUAGAUCUUUUGCAACUGGAGGUUAUGCUGCAAUGCAGAGAGUCACUCAGUGGAAUCUUGAUUUUGCUGAGCACAGUGAGCAGGGAGACAGGUACCACGAACUGGCUAACCGCGUAGAUGAGGCCUUAGGAUUCAUGGCUGCGGCAGGGCUGACAGUUGACCAUCCUAUAAUGACAUCAACUGAUUUUUGGACUUCUCACGAAUGCUUGCUUUUGCCUUAUGAGCAAGCACUCACCAGAAAAGAUUCAACCUCCGGCCUGUAUUAUGAUUGCUCUGCUCACAUGCUUUGGGUUGGCGAGCGUACUCGCCAGCUAGAUGGUGCUCAUGUUGAGUUCCUCAGAGGAAUUGCCAAUCCACUUGGUAUCAAGGUUAGCAACAAAAUGGAUCCAAAUGAGCUAGUCAAACUCGUCGAAAUUCUAAAUCCUAACAACAAGGCUGGAAGGAUCACAAUUAUUUGCAGAAUGGGAGCUGAAAACAUGAGAGUGAAGCUUCCUCAUUUGAUCAGGGCAGUUCGCCGGUCUGGUCAAAUUGUGACCUGGGUUUGUGAUCCAAUGCACGGAAACACUAUUAAGGCACCAUGUGGGCUCAAAACACGUCCCUUCGAUGCAAUCUUGGCUGAGGUUCGAGCCUUCUUCGAUGUUCAUGAACAAGAAGGGAGCCACCCAGGUGGUGUCCAUCUAGAGAUGACCGGGCAGAACGUGACAGAGUGCAUCGGAGGAUCUCGUACGGUGACUUUCGAUGAUUUGGGCUCACGCUAUCACACACAUUGUGACCCAAGGCUGAAUGCUUCUCAAUCUCUUGAGCUUUCCUUUAUCAUUGCUGAGCGCCUCAGAAAAAGAAGAAUCGGAACCCAACGUUUGCUGUCUAUGGGAGUUUAAAUCACUUCAAAUAUGUCCAAUCUCAUGCACUUCGACUUCUUAGUGAUUGCCAAUCUGUCUUAAUAUUUGGUAGUGAAUAAAUGGGUCUCGACCAAACCCUUCUGUUGCAGCUACCCACCACUUAUUGUUUGAUUAGCAGAGAAAUGAAUUCAAAAGGCAAAGCAACAUGAAAUAUCCUGCAAAGUUAAGGUGUUGGUGUUGAAUUUUAUAUUUCAUUCAGAAUAUGUAUUUGAAUUUUUAUGUAACUUGAAUAAGUGAUUGUUUGAAAUUUUACAAGAAAUAAAGAAAAGCCAUUAUCAUGUCAUAAA
Pistacia vera is the source of this 2004-nucleotide messenger RNA. Its product is annotated as phospho-2-dehydro-3-deoxyheptonate aldolase 2, chloroplastic. The transcript is spliced from 5 exons. The record is from RefSeq and is a predicted model, not a curated record. The coding region runs from base 113 to 1696 and encodes 527 amino acids. Gene Ontology annotation, biological process: aromatic amino acid biosynthetic process. NCBI's taxonomy places the organism in Eukaryota, Viridiplantae, Streptophyta, Magnoliopsida, Sapindales, Anacardiaceae. Gene Ontology annotation, molecular function: 3-deoxy-7-phosphoheptulonate synthase activity.